AAAUGACUUUCAUACAAAAAUGAACAAAAAUAUUUUCCAAAACUCUCUUCUUUCAGCCUUCUCCACCCCCACCCCAAUUCACACCCUCGUCACUCCGCCCCCCUAACCCCUGACCACACACCCCGGCUCACCAUCCAACCCCCCUCCCUGGCAAACCUCCCUUUCCCCAACCAACCCCCCUUGACGCACCACCCACUCCUCUCUCGGCCCCUUCCCCUGCCCACCCCUAUCCCCACUCCCUCACUAUUUCGUUUCCUAUAGUGUUGCCGAGAUGAUAUAUUUUCCUUAAAAAGAAAAAAAUUGCUAACUAAUCAAACACCAGAAAAUAAGUAAGAAAUACUUAUUUUUGUAUGAAAAUAUUUUCUAGAAACUUUUUUCCGUGGCAAACAUUUUCCUUCGUACCACACCUUUGUCUCUUAAAUAUUCUAUGCGGUUUCAGUUUAGACUUGGUCAAUAGUAACUUGCUUGCGCACAAAACAACCAAAUACAUAACGUCAUGCAUGGAAUGGAAUGAUGAUGCAGUUAGAUGUCAGAAGUGUCCAUUGGGUUUUGGAGAUGAUUAUGUAGAGUUCAAAGUCAUUGGCUAACUGUAAUUGAUUGGGAAGUUUCCUAUGAUGUUGAAGUGAACGUAUUACUGCUUAUAUAUGUGUUACAAUUUCUUAAUUUUAGAGGAGGUACGUGUAAUUCUUGACUAUUCAACUUUCGAGCUUGUGGGUCAAAUUUUCAAUUCCUCUACUUCUGUCAAUUCAACAGUCAAUGUCUUCUGUUUCCCGAUUGCAAGCCAGAUUUAACAAACCACCAAAUUCAAGAGCUGAUAUUAGAAUACUAUUGUUCUUCUCUGAAUCUCCUCUGCCGUAUUUGUUAGUCCAGUAUUUGGAGCCAAAGAAACGCAAAAGGAAAAAUAAAAGAGCACCGUCUUUGGUCUAUGACCCUCUCUUUGAAUGGCGUCUAUCAGUGUAUAUUGAUUGCUAUUUUCCCCACAAACAAGAGUUGAAGGAAAUCCCUCUCUGUUUUGCCCUUUUUAUCUUUAGCUCUCUGUAAUUGCUACCUUUUUCCAUCCCUAAUUCUGAGAAAUUUUCCAUCCCUAAUUCUAAGAAAAAACAGAGGAGAAAAAAACACAUACCUGAGUUUUUUCCAUAUCACUACUUAUCCAUCAUGCGACCUCCAUCAGCCGCCGCCUCUUCCUCAUCCAUGGCGGCACCACCCUCCUCCUCCGAGCUCAUGCGCGUCAAUCGCAUUGGCAGCGGCUUCGGGAGUUCGGUGUACAAGGUCCAACACAGGCCCACCAGUGAACUUUACGCGCUCAAGGAGAUCUCCUGUAUCCACGAGAACUCCAUCCGCGUCCAGAUGUUCCGGGAGAUCGAAAUUCUCCUGGAUGUAAAUAACCCUAACGUCGUGAAAUGCCAUGACGUGCUUGAUCACAACGGGGAAAUCCAAAUCCUCCUCGAGUACAUGGAUAACGGCUCUCUAGAAGGGAUUCACAUCCCUUACGAGCCCGUCCUUUCUGAUUUAACCCGCCAGGUUCUUUCCGGACUCUUCUACCUCCACAGCCGCAACAUUGUGCACAGAGAUAUCAAACCCUCCAACAUUUUAAUAAACUCUAUGCACGAGGUGAAGAUUGCAGACUUUGGAAUUUCGGGAUUUUUGGAGCAAACCAUGGAUUUGUCAGUGGGAAGUAUCAGUUACAUGAGUCCCGAGAGAAUCAACACGGACCUAAAUACAGGCCAGCAGAAUAUAUAUAUAUAUCGAUAUGCAGAGGAUAUAUGGGGUUUGGGAUUAAGCAUCCUGGAACUUUACUUGGGAAAGUUUCCAUUUUCUGGUAGGAAUUGGUGGAGUGUUAUGACGGCCAUUUGUAUGUCGCAGCCGCCAGAGGCGCCGUCUACUGCUUCUCCGGAGUUCCGGGACUUCAUAGCUUCCUGUUUGCAAAGGGAUCCUUCUAGAAGGUGGACGGUGGAGCAGCUGUUGCGCCAUUCUUUUAUAACUCAGUAUGAACUGAAAGUGGAAACUAUGGAUUACCCUAGCCAACUUAUACGUUGAUGACAUUCGUAGCACUUGGUUAAUUUUUUCCAAAGGAUGGCGAUCGGUAAACAGGUGAUUUUUAGUAGUGGGCGUCGUCUCUUGGAUUUGUUUUAUUUUUGGUAAUGGCUUUGCUGGCGAUGAUUGUAAAAGGAUUAAUUGCAUGUGUAAUAAAGUUUCUCUAACCUUGUGAUUAAUGAAGAGAAGAGUUUGAGUAGAUUUAGUUGCACGUUCUUAAGAUAAAAUAGUUAGCUGUGGGCAGUUUUUAGUAGGGACAGUUCCGUUCACUCUUAAUCCUGGUGUAAUUAUAUAUGAUUAAUAAACUCCUCGGUUCUUUAA
Nicotiana attenuata is the source of this 2355-nucleotide messenger RNA. RefSeq names its product mitogen-activated protein kinase kinase 5-like. Gene Ontology annotation, biological process: protein phosphorylation. The transcript has a single exon. Gene Ontology annotation, cellular component: cytoplasm. The record is from RefSeq and is a predicted model, not a curated record. NCBI's taxonomy places the organism in Eukaryota, Viridiplantae, Streptophyta, Magnoliopsida, Solanales, Solanaceae. Gene Ontology annotation, molecular function: protein serine/threonine kinase activity; ATP binding. The coding region runs from base 1156 to 2037 and encodes 293 amino acids.